UUGGGGAUUUAACAUGGCGGCGGCAGUGGCCGCGGUGGCGGCGGCGUAAGAGAGUUGAGGGCCGUGUGAGGGUUCGGAAUUCCGAGUCGAGCAGCUCGGCCGCGAGCGACUGCAGCGCCGAGCCGAUGAGUAACUCGAGGCCCCAAGAGGAGACGUCACCUGCCCGAGGGCACUUCUAGCACAGCCAGCAUCAAACCAGGCCUGCUGAUAGGAGCCCGAGUCCGCACCCUCGUGGUGCCCAGAGCCUCAGCACCAUGUUUGGGAAGAAGAAGAAGCGGGUAGAAAUCUCAGCGCCAUCCAACUUUGAGCACCGCGUGCACACGGGCUUUGACCAGCACGAGCAGAAGUUCACGGGGCUGCCCCGCCAGUGGCAGAGCCUCAUCGAGGAGUCGGCCCGCCGGCCCAAGCCCCUGGUGGACCCCGCCUGCAUCACCUCCAUCCAGCCCGGGGCCCCCAAGACCAUCGUGCGGGGCAGCAAAGGCGCCAAGGAUGGGGCCCUCACGCUGCUGCUCGACGAGUUCGAGAACAUGUCGGUGACGCGCUCCAACUCCCUGCGGAGAGACAGCCCGCCGCCACCGGCCCGAGCCCGCCAGGAAAACGGGAUGCCCGCAGAGCCGGCCCGCGCGGCCAGAGGGGCCCCAGAGAAGGCGGGCGGCCAAGGCCGGGGCGCCAGUCGCAGCGAGGCUGGCGGCAGCAGUGGUGACAGGCGGCGGGUGGGGCCAGAGAAGAGGCCCAAGCCUUCCAGGGAGGGCUCGGGGGGACCCCAGGAGUCCUCCCGGGAUAAACGCCCCCUCUCCGGGCCUGACGUCGGCACCCCCCAACCUGCCGGGCUGGCCAGUGGGGCAAAAGUGGCAGCUGGCCGGCCCUUUAACACGUACCCGAGGGCUGAUACGGACCACCCGUCCCGGGGCGCCCAGGGGGAGCCUUACAACCUGGCCCCCAACGGGCCGUCGGCAGGGUCUCGGGCUGUCCCCCAGUCCUCCUCCUCCUCCAGGCCUCCCACCCGAGCCCGUGGACCUCCCAGCCCAGGAGUGCUGGGCCCCCACGCCUCCGAGCCCCAGCUGGCCCCCCCGGCCCGCCCUGUCGCAGCCCCCACCGCCCCCGCUGCCCCCGGGCCCCCCGGGCCCCGCUCGCCACAGCGGGAGCCACAGCGAGUGUCCCACGAGCAGUUCCGGGCCGCCCUGCAGCUGGUGGUGGACCCCGGCGACCCUCGCUCCUACCUGGACAACUUCAUCAAGAUCGGCGAGGGCUCCACGGGCAUCGUGUGCAUCGCCACCGUGCGCAGCUCGGGCAGGCUGGUGGCCGUCAAGAAGAUGGAUCUGCGCAAGCAGCAGAGGCGCGAGCUGCUCUUCAACGAGGUGGUGAUCAUGCGUGACUACCAGCACGAGAACGUGGUGGAGAUGUACAACAGCUACCUGGUCGGGGAUGAGCUCUGGGUGGUGAUGGAGUUCCUGGAGGGCGGCGCCCUCACCGACAUCGUCACCCACACCAGGAUGAACGAGGAGCAGAUCGCCGCUGUGUGCCUGGCCGUGCUGCAGGCCUUGUCUGUGCUCCACGCGCAGGGCGUCAUCCACCGCGACAUCAAGAGUGACUCCAUCCUGCUCACCCACGACGGCAGGGUGAAGCUGUCAGACUUUGGGUUCUGUGCCCAGGUGAGCAAAGAGGUACCACGGAGGAAGUCACUGGUCGGCACGCCCUACUGGAUGGCCCCAGAGCUCAUCUCUCGCCUCCCCUAUGGGCCAGAGGUGGACAUCUGGUCUCUGGGGGUGAUGGUGAUCGAGAUGGUGGACGGGGAGCCCCCCUACUUCAACGAGCCACCCCUCAAAGCCAUGAAGAUGAUUCGGGACAACCUGCCACCUCGACUGAAAAACCUGCACAAGGUGUCCCCGUCCCUGAAGGGCUUCCUGGACCGCCUGCUGGUGCGCGACCCGGCCCAGCGUGCCACGGCGGCCGAGCUGCUGAAGCACCCGUUCCUGGCCAAAGCGGGCCCACCCGCCAGCAUCGUGCCCCUUAUGCGCCAGCACCGCACCAGAUGAGGCCCCGCGCCCUGUCCCUGAACCAAAGAGCCCCCGGGGUCACCCCCCACCCUGCCGCAGGCCAGUAGGGGGCCGGCCCCCACUCCUCAGCCCGGGAGACACUCCAUGUGGCACCGCCCUUCUUGCUGGGGGUGGGGGGUGCAGGACCCUACUACUGAACUCCAGUUUUGAUUUUGUGACUUUUACAAAAACACAAGGACUCGUGGGGGCACGUGAGGGUCCCGGAACCCCCAGCUUUGGGGACGGGCCCCCCGUGUGUCUUCCUGUCUCCAGGAAGGAUGGGCAGCCCCCCAUCACUGGAAAUCAUCUGCAGUGGGGGCUGCGGUGGGUGGAGAGAACACUACAAAAGGUGUGUGUGUGUCUGCGUGCGUGUGUGUGCAUGCACGCAGGUGUGCAUGUGUGUGCGCGUGUGCAUGUGCAGAAGGUCCACCCGCUCUGUCCUCCAGCCUGUGACUGGGCGUCUCAGAGACCUUGCCUAACAUACAGCCCCCUGUCCCCCCCCCUGAGCCAUUGCGGGGGGCGAUCAUGAAUGUCUGAAGAGUGGCCUUUUCCCCAAGUCCCGCACCCCCUUUCUGUGGCUGGAUGGGGAGACAGGGGUCAGGGCCUCCCGCCCGUCCCCAGCCUCUGCAGAGGACGACUACUGCGCCUGGACAGCCUCCUCUUUUCUAGAAGUCUAUUUAUAUUGUCAUUUUAUAACACUCUGGCCCCUGCCCCGACUCGGGACGGAUGGUCCCUGCCCGGCGGGGCGGCACCAGGGACAGAACCACCACUUGAAGAAUCAGGUUCCUGUUCCCUUGGAGCAGCCCCACCCUCCCCUCCCUCAAGUUAGUUUUACAAUUAAAAUGUUCUCUUGUUU
Molecule: messenger RNA, 2892 nt
Organism: Hyaena hyaena (striped hyena)
Lineage: Eukaryota; Metazoa; Chordata; Mammalia; Carnivora; Hyaenidae
Gene: PAK4
Product: p21 (RAC1) activated kinase 4
Exons: 10
Coding region: 255-2036 (593 amino acids)
Biological process (GO): regulation of MAPK cascade; intracellular signal transduction; protein phosphorylation
Cellular component (GO): cytoplasm
Molecular function (GO): ATP binding; protein serine/threonine kinase activity
Source: RefSeq, a predicted model, not a curated record